Messenger RNA from Paramacrobiotus metropolitanus, 1779 nucleotides. RefSeq lists its product as uncharacterized. The transcript has 5 exons. Gene Ontology annotation, biological process: sex differentiation; regulation of transcription by RNA polymerase II. Bases 555 to 1589 code for a protein of 344 amino acids. The record is from RefSeq and is a predicted model, not a curated record. NCBI's taxonomy places the organism in Eukaryota, Metazoa, Tardigrada, Eutardigrada, Parachela, Macrobiotidae. Gene Ontology annotation, cellular component: nucleus. Gene Ontology annotation, molecular function: RNA polymerase II cis-regulatory region sequence-specific DNA binding; DNA-binding transcription factor activity, RNA polymerase II-specific.
AGUACAGACAUUUGCAUGAGACAGCUUAUGUAUCUGUACAGUGUGCUAACAUAAACAAGCACAGGCUACUGCUUUUGCGGAAAUAUAACACCUUGAUCUUUGGUAAAGAUAUCAGUUUGUCAUAUCGUUCUCGCUUCUCACUCGGAUGUGUGACAUAUCUGUUAACCCCACCCCGGCAAUCAUGUAAAAUUAUGCUGACAAGAAUGUCUUAGCAGAUGAGCUGAAUAUUCGCGUUCCAAGCGCAAAAGGGGUUUAAAUAUUGCCUGGUAGCCCGUAUAGCUUACUUACAUCUGUAACACAGUAAUAAGCUCGAAGCAGUGGACACAGAAUGUUUUACAAUCAUUAAUCGUCUUGAAACGUCAGUGCUUACAAUUUUAACAAUUAUUGAAUUUUUUGUUAUAAAGUUUCCUCUUCUCCAUUUGCAUGAGUUUAAUUAUUAGUAUGCAAGCGCUACGGUAUGCACGCUUCGAGAAAUUUACAGAUGCUUGACCUUUGUUGAUUUAAACUUCCUUACCCACAUUCGACGUGCUCUUGAUUACGCAAGACGAAAAAAGAUGGCCUUUGUGUGUGAUAAUACUCCUGAAAUGGAUUCGGAUGAUUCUGAGAGCAACCCUGGCGGUAGCAAGCCCUCUAAAAGAAGCUUGCGCACACCGAAAUGCGCUCGAUGCCGAAAUCACGGCGUCGUGUCUUGUUUGAAAGGUCACAAACGUUUUUGUCGCUGGAGAGACUGCCAGUGUGCAAGUUGUUUGCUUGUCGUGGAACGGCAACGCGUGAUGGCUGCUCAGGUUGCUCUUCGAAGACAACAAGGAUCCGGUUCAAGUCCCGGGGAAAAGCUUUCCGAUGAAGCACGCCUUGUGCGCAUUAAGACGGCCGAAGAAGUGCUCCAGCAGCGACGCACACUGCAUCGCGUGCUGAAACAACAUGCUCAGUCCAUGCAGAUUCCGAGAUCAAAUGUUGCAAACUUUCGCUUUCGAAACAGGAUACAAUCCUUGCCUCCGCCAUACUAUUUCAGCAUCAACCAAUAUCUUAGCGAGCGACUGCGUAAGCGUCGCUGUUCCAUCGACAAGGGAGUGGAUGGCGGAAACCCUUCAACCGAAAACCUGUUGCUACAGGCACAAGCGGCAUCUCCUUCAGCUAGCGCUAUUAUUAAUGGACAAUAUUGUAGUUUCUUCGGAUUUUCUUCUCCUUUGAUUUUUCGUCCACCAAUCCAAAUCCCAACAUACCAUGUUGGAACUUCACCGAAAUUUCCUGAUCCAGAUCCAGAAAAAUUGGAAGACCCUAUUGAAAAACAUACGGUGUUCAACGGAAAUAAUGUCCCGAAAACGAAAUAUUUCUCCGAAUUGCCCGUCGGCAUCCAUAACGGCAUUUCUCCCCACGUUAAUUAUGUUUCACAAAUGGAAAUGGAAAUAAAGUUUCAUCAACAAUUACGCGUGGACGAGCUAACACGUACUGACGGCACUAAUUACAAAACAAUCGGCAAAUCUGCAUUUUCACCGGUGGGCUCCGCGAAACUGACAGGAGAGGCGGUUAAUGCAGGCGAUAAAAUCGCCAAGAAAUGCGGAUUUUCCAUCGAUGCUUUGCUCUCAUGAGCUGCACGCAAAAAUAAUACGAUAAGCAUUGUUUGAUGAUUGAUUUUAUUGAAUUGUAAUUUGUAUCCGUAAUUUCCUUCCAUCUGAUGCACUGUUCAACCGUCAGUUUUAGCGUGUACAGAAAUAAAAUUAAUUUUAUGACAGUAUGUAUGAACCAGAACUGUAACCAGAUCUGUGAAUAAAGUCAAUA